Messenger RNA from Ceraceosorus guamensis, 1010 nucleotides. RefSeq lists its product as hypothetical. The transcript is spliced from 3 exons. NCBI's taxonomy places the organism in Eukaryota, Fungi, Basidiomycota, Exobasidiomycetes, Ceraceosorales, Ceraceosoraceae. The record is from RefSeq and is a predicted model, not a curated record. The coding region runs from base 77 to 874 and encodes 265 amino acids.
CGACGAAUGGAAUACCAUCGGUCACUCUGCUCUGCUCUGCGCUCCAUCCAUUCGACCGCCGCCACACUCAAUCAUCAUGACGACUCCCGACCCUUCGGGCACUGCACACGAAAUUGGCCUUGUGGAGGUGUGGGGUAUCCCCUUCAGCACCUUCACGCGCACCAUCACGAGCGGUCUUCACGAGCUUGGAGUGCCCUUCGUUCAGCAUGCUGUCCCUCCUCACUCAUCAGAGGUCAAUUCGCGUUCUCCUUUUGGUUUGUUGCCAAUCUUCAGACACGCUCCAUUUCCACUCGGCGGCGUCGACGACCAAGAUGCUCAGCCUUUCGAGAUGUUCGAGACGCCCGCCAUCCGGGCAUACCUUGAUCGAGAAUUUGGGGCGUUGAGCAACGAGUCGAAACAUGGAACAAAGUCGGCACUGUCGCCCCUGAGUCCCUUGUCCGCUCGUCAAGCAGCGAAAGUGGACCGCCUCGUUUCACUCGUGUGCACUCAGCUUUUUCAGACUCUAGAGCAUGGCGUGGUGAAGCCUCGUCUAGCGAUGGAAUCUAACGGGGCUGACGAAGCUUCCAUCGGCGUCGCUCUCGAGGGUAACCUGGACAACCUUGCAGCGCUUCUCGUAACGUUCGAGAAGCUCACCCAUCACGACUUGGAAGCGGGCAAAUGGAUUGCAGGCACCGAAAGUCCUAGCUGGGCAGAUCUAUACGCCUAUCCUCCCCUUGCUGACCUGAAGGCCACACCGGAGGGCUCGAUUCUGGCUCAAAAAGCUCCAAAGCUGGCGGCGUGGACGGAGCGCAUGUCUGAGAGAUCUAGCAUUGCGAAGACCUGGAAAGGCACGUUGGACUCGCAGCGAUCAGACAAGGGCAAGGGAAGGUCGUAAGGGUGUGGGCCUGGGUCGACUCUCGAAUACAAUGCGGUGACGAGUGUUGUUCCGUGGGAGUGAGAGUGUGCUGACGGAGCGUGGUCCAGCAGUGUUCGUAGGCGCUGCAAUAUCAAUACUAUGCGCCCUCUGCUGU